Messenger RNA from Aethina tumida (small hive beetle), 763 nucleotides. RefSeq lists its product as uncharacterized. The record is from RefSeq and is a predicted model, not a curated record. Gene Ontology annotation, biological process: spermatogenesis; sperm DNA condensation. The transcript has a single exon. Bases 119 to 625 code for a protein of 168 amino acids. Lineage: Eukaryota; Metazoa; Arthropoda; Insecta; Coleoptera; Nitidulidae.
ACUAACUGGAUCAACUCACCUUUCUCAACAAAACAUAAUUGAAUUUUGUUUCAUCAACAAACUGUCAUAUUUUACGUGACUUGUCAAUAACCUUGUGCAAAUUAAUAGUUAUUAAAUUAUGAGCUCCCCGUCUAGAGGUACGAAGAAAAAUGCGAGGAAACAAACGAAACCGGGCCGCAUAACAAGAAAUCCGUUCCUCAACUUCAUGAGGGACUUCCGCCGCGCCCAUAAAGGAAUGAAGGCAACAGAUGUAGUCAAGCAUGGUGCCGAAUUAUGGAGAAAAAUGUCCGAUCGCCAAAAAUCGCCCUAUUGCAUCCAAGCGAAAAAUGCUAGAAAAUCGAGCAAAUCGAGGCGCAGUAGAAAGCGCAACACUCGCAAGAGAAAGAGGGGCAGCGGAGCAGAAUCGUCAGAGAGCGAAAGUUCUGAAGAGGAAAAGGAAACUAAGAAAUCCAAAAGCAGGGGAAAGAAAAGGGUCGCUAAGCGGAAGAAAAAGAGUUCGGAAGAUUCUUCAGAAGAGGAGGAUAUUAUAGAUGGAAGUUCUGAGAGCGACAGCGAUGAUGAACAGAAUGAAGCCCCGAAGAGGCUGGAUAAUCAAGGUGCCAAUCCGGUUGAAUGUCCUCAAUGAGGUUUUCCGUUUUAUCAGUCAUGUGAUGACACUUCCAAAUUUGUUCAAGGUUUACCUCACUUUAUACUUUAGUAUUAUAUAUAUAUUUUUAUAUAUGUUAUGUAUAUAUAACAUAUUUUAAUGUAUAAUAAAAAAAAA